AUGCAUUUCUAUCGAAUAGCUGAACGGGUCACUAUACUUGGGAAAGAUUGGCAUCCUCGGUGCCUAAAAUGUGAACACUGCAAGAAAACACUGACAGUGGGUUCUCACUGUGAAAUUGGAUCAGAGUCAUUACGAUAUUGUUCAGACGGGAGUACACGUCACUCCACAUUGCCUAAUUUUGUUCCACUAGAUAUCCUGUCAUUGUUGUCAAUAUGAGUGCCCUAAUUCAUCUUGAUACUUCCGCUUCAUAUUUGAUUCAGCUUAGCUGAGGGUAUUAAGGUUGAUAUUAUUAGCCACUCUGACCUAACAUGACAUCAGCAUGAUCAGACUUGUUUGUAUAUGUCAAAUAUUGGAUGUGAUUUGAUCCCCGUGCUUUUAUUCAGACUUACUUGCCAUAGUUGUUCGUUCUCUGAGAAAAGUGACGCUCUAAGUGGCGAAGUAUCACAGAUUCAAUUUUUUAUUCAUUGGAGAGUUGCGAAUGUAGUAUUAUUGUGAUCAAUCCUCCCAAGGGUCAAUUAAUAUGGAAUUGUCAGGUCAACUCACGUCGAGACCUAAAAGAUGGUUGACCUCGUUCAUUCUUCAUUCAUUUUAUAGUGUUAUGAAAGGUUUUCACUGUGAGACAACUUCGAAAAAAUAGGAUGAUAAUAUAGUACGGUACAACCGCGUAAGUCUGAUUGACACCCAUGAAUUGGCUGGAAAACUUCUGAAAACAUAUUAUCUUGCAUAUUAUCCUCACUAGUCAGUAUCUCCUGACAGGUUUUGUGCCAGAAUGUUCGUUUUGUUUUGCAGUAGUGUCAGUUUUGGUCACUACAUCCACCGAAAUGGCAAUCAGCUGGUUCUUUAGAAGUAAUAGACAAUGUAUCGAUGUGAUGACUUUGGUUUCAUGUUGUUAGUUUAGAGUCGAUAAAAUAUGGCUUCACACGCGGCAUUUUACUGCACAUUAAUUCAUCAUUCUCAGCAGGAGAGUGCUUCUUAACAAAAUUUCUCACGGUGUUUUAUUUAGUACGGGAUACCUUAGGAAAAUUGGAAGUUCAAGUAUGCUGUUCAGAUACUGGGGUUGUGUAUAAAAGCAUAAGAGCUUUAUUAUGGAAUUGGUGUAAACUCAGACUUUAAUAGGAUGAAACUCCUACCGCUAAUCAAUGUCUCAUAUUCAUCUAUAUUUCAGCAUGAUGGUAAACCUUAUUGUAAGAUUCCAUGUUACCAGUCCCUGUUUGGACCCAAAGUUUAACAGAUUCUAGGAUGUGUUGAUACUCAAUUCGGUUGCUAAUGUAUUUGGUAAGAAUUAUCAUGUUUAGUGUCAAGUUGUUUAUCACUGAAAUAAUUGAGACGAGCUAUAAACUAGUGAGUGGUGUGUAGUUUAGUUCAAAUAUAUGUUCUUGAUAAGUUGGAGUAUUGUGUAUGUGCAUAAAACUAAUCUCCGUUCUGAGAAAUAGAUGUGAAGUAAAUUAAGUAUGACAGUGACACGUUUAACGAUCGACAAGUCAAUAUUAUAAGAUGGUAAAUAGGAGGGCUUUGUAUACUGCAUUUACUAGCAAAGGUAUGUUUCUAAGUACAGAGUGAAACAUCAUUUCAGGAGAGAUUUGUUUCGAGGACAACAGGAUUCCUUAGAUAGGACUUUAGAAUCUCGCGCCAUCGAUGUUUGCUGCGUCUCGGAAAUGCGCAUAAAGAAUCCACGUGGCGUCAUUCACUUGAUCUCUCGUGUAUCUGGAAGCCCUGCGGUUGCUUCCUGGAGUUUCACUGGUGUAGGUAUAGCACUCAGUCUUAAGGCAGAACUAGCUCUGGUAGACUGGAUCCCUGUUGAUUGUCGUGUGCGCAUUGUCCGACUGCCGUCGCUUCUUCGUUCGUAUCUGCCUACGCUCCCACCAACUGCAGUUCAGAC
Schistosoma turkestanicum is the source of this 1879-nucleotide messenger RNA. NCBI's taxonomy places the organism in Eukaryota, Metazoa, Platyhelminthes, Trematoda, Strigeidida, Schistosomatidae. The record is from the annotation of a GenBank genome assembly.